This is a messenger RNA of Ipomoea nil (Japanese morning glory), 1112 nucleotides long. RefSeq names its product CBL-interacting protein kinase 23-like. Bases 789 to 1097 code for a protein of 102 amino acids. Gene Ontology annotation, molecular function: ATP binding; protein kinase activity. Gene Ontology annotation, biological process: protein phosphorylation. Lineage: Eukaryota; Viridiplantae; Streptophyta; Magnoliopsida; Solanales; Convolvulaceae. The record is from RefSeq and is a predicted model, not a curated record. The transcript is spliced from 2 exons.
GUUGACUCGUUACAAUGUUGCUUUUCUCCUCCCACUAUGAUCCAAUCCAUCCCCCUCCUAUAUAAAUUUCAGCACUUUAGCGGGCAUCUGUUUGAUUACAUUCUUCAUUCUUCAUUCUUCAUUCUUCAUUCUUCAUUCUUCUUCCCCUUCAUCGAUCGUCUUUAAUCAUAAACAAUCAAGAAUUCUGCUUUCGGCCUUGUUUUACACUUUUACCCAUAACCCAUUUUCCAGAAAAAAUAAGUCAUUUCCUUUUUGAAUUUUCCGUAGUUCAUAUAGCGUGUAAAAAAGGAAGAGUUUUAUUUGCAGCCGAUUUGAUUUUUCAAGAAUCUUGUAGAAGUCUUCUUUUAUCAGUUUUUGGAAUAUUCUUACUUUUCUUUUCUUGUAUUUAUGGCCUCUGCCUUUUCUUUCCGUCCUAUAUCGCGUUUCGGUUUCUCCAUCGUUCCUUUUUGUCCUUGUUUCGCACGCACUUGUUGAUCUGAUUUGUUUUUUCCACCUUUUUUUUUUUGGGUUAUUUUAUUAUUUGUUUUCGUUUGGUUUAAUAAGAAUAUUCUGUGAAGAUGAAUGUUGCAAAGUCACAAGUAUGGCAACCCUGUAAGAAGAAGAGGUUUUAGUUUAGAAUUAUUGAAGAUUGCAUUUUUUUUUUUUUUUUUUUUGAAAAAAGAGGUCAAGAUGGAUGGGAUUUGUAUUGAGUUGAUCAGAGCAUAAAGCCUCAAACAAAUACUAUAUUUCUGUGCCCAUAAAUAUAAAUAUUUAGAGAGAAGAGGUAUAGGCCCGUGUUGAGAAUUGAGAUGGCUACCACAUCAAGUGGUGGGGGUGGGAAAACAAGAGUGGGAAGGUAUGAAUUGGGAAGGACUUUGGGAGAGGGGUCUUUUGCAAAAGUGAAGUUUGCCAGGAAUGUGGUAACUGGGGAGAAUGUGGCAAUCAAGAUUCUUGAUAAGGAGAAGGUUCUCAAACACAAGAUGAUUGGUCAGAUUAAACGUGAAAUCGCCACCAUGAAAUUGAUAAGGCAUCCUAAUGUCAUCCGCCUGUAUGAGGUUAGAACUCCAAGUUUGGGAUGGCUUUUUAGUUCAUUCCUUGAAACCAAAUUAAUAUUAUAAUCUAAGAUUAGGUUA